AUGCCAUCCAGUGCAAUGGCUCCAAACGCACAUGGCAUUCAACAGCGAUCAUUCAACCCAUACACAGAAAAUGGUGGUUCAAUCAUGGCAAUCGCAGGUACAGAUUUCUGUGUGAUUGCUGGCGAUACCCGUCAAAGUGAAGGAUAUCAAAUUCAAACAAGAUAUAAGCCAAAAGUGUUUCGUUUAACAGAUCGUGCUACUUUGGCCACCAAUGGAUUCGCAGCCGAUGCAGAAGCUUUGGUAUCUCGUAUCAAACAACGAUUAGAGAUGUACAGACAUGCACAUGGAAGUAGUAUGCCAAUCGCAGGAAUCGCAAGAAUGAUCUCAACAAUCUUGUACGGAAAACGAUUCUUCCCUUAUUACGUAUAUAAUAUCUUGGGAGGUUUGGACGAACAAGGAAAAGGUGCCGUGUACAGUUUCGAUCCUGUUGGAAGUUAUGAACGUGAGUUUUGCCGGGCUGCAGGCGCUGCUCAAAGUUUGCUACAACCCUUCUUGGACAGUCAAGUGAUGUUCAAGAACCAGCUUUCGACACCACAACGUAAAUUGCCCGAACCUGGAACGAUGAAAUUAGACGAAGUCUUGAAGCUAGUCAUGGACAGUUUCACAGGAGCAACAGAGAGGCAUAUCGAAGUGGGAGAUGGGUUGGAGAUGUUCGUCGUCCGUACACCACCAGCAGAAGGUCAAACGUCACAAGCAGGAUCAGCAAUCUCGACGGAUCUGCAGGCAUGGGGUGCAGUUGAAGCAUUAGGAGGAGAAGAUGAACAGGAGGAGCAAGCCGUUGUUGUGAUUCGCAGAGAACUGAAGAAGGAUUAG
Molecule: messenger RNA, 813 nt
Organism: Meira miltonrushii
Lineage: Eukaryota; Fungi; Basidiomycota; Exobasidiomycetes; Exobasidiales; Brachybasidiaceae
Product: putative PRE7-20S proteasome subunit
Exons: 1
Coding region: 1-813 (270 amino acids)
Cellular component (GO): proteasome core complex
Source: RefSeq, a predicted model, not a curated record